AUUGUCUUCUGUAACGGAGCAGACAACAGUUCGACGGUUAUUUUUGUUUUUGUCAAGGCCGAUAAUUGUGUGUAGAGUUGAACUUUGACGUCAACAGUAAUUUGGGAGAUGUUGGGGCAACUAACUGUGACAUGGAAUGCGCUGAAACAUUGCAGAAUCUUUCUGCAGCAACUACGAGGUCUAGCUUCCCUGUAUGAACAAAAUGGAAAAUGGGUUCCCCAGUUAAAAAACAACACUAUGCUAGAUAUAGAGAAUGCAUGGAAGACCCAGCUACAACAAUAUGACAGAAGUGAGCAGAGCAGGUUGAAAAAUAAUGGCAAUGAGAAGUUUUAUGUGUUGUCAAUGUUCCCAUACCCGAGUGGGAAGUUGCACAUGGGUCAUGUUAGAGUGUAUACUAUCAGUGACAUGAUGGCACGAUACCAUCGAAUGCUUGGACAUCAGGUUGUACAUCCAAUGGGUUUUGAUGCCUUUGGACUGCCAGCUGAAAAUGCUGCCAUUGAAAGAAAUCUGCAUCCCAAAGAAUGGACUUACAGCAACAUUUCAGUGAUGAAGAGACAGCUGGGUAACCUGUGUUGUAACUUUGACUGGGAUCGGGAGGUGACAACAUGUGACCCGGGCUACUACAGGUGGACACAGUACAUCUUCCUGCGCAUGUAUGAGGCUGGGCUUGUCUAUCAGAGACAGGCUAGUGUAAACUGGGACCCUGUAGAUGAGACGGUGCUGGCAGAUGAGCAGAUCGAUGAUGAGGGUCAGGCCUGGAGGUCCGGAGCUUUAGCGGAGAGGAGGUACCUCAAACAGUGGUACAUACAAACAACUGCGUACGCUAAGUCCCUGCUAGAUGGCCUUGACACAGUGAGUUCGGAGCUGUGGAAGGACGUCAUAGAGCUUCAGAGAAACUGGAUAGGCCAGUGUACAGGCUGUAGGCUUGACUUCAAACUCAAGGGUGGAGAUGCGGAAGAUGUUUUGUCCAUUUUCACAGAAACCCCCGAAGCUGUCUACGGCAUUUCCCAUAUCGUUCUUCCUACCAGCCAUAGAUACAACCAGUUACAGUACUAUAAACAUACUGGUGAAAGCUGCUGUAAAUACCAGGAACUGACCAUACAAGCCAUCCACCCAAUGACUGGGCACUGUCUUCCUAUUCUGGUUGCCAUGGAAACUGAAGGAGAGAAGGAGAAACCCAGACUUGGUGUCCCAUCAUGGUCAGAAACUGACAGAGAGGUAGCUGACUCAUUUGAGUUUUCAUGGUGGCACAUUUGCUCUGAUGACAAAAUGGUCAACUCACAACAGUUUGAUGGAUUGACAAGACAGGAGACUAGAGAAGCUGUGAUGGCCUUGGCCAGGGAGGGUGGGUUUGGUGGGCACCCAGUGAGCUCCCAUCUGCGAGACUGGCUCAUAUCCAGACAGCGAUACUGGGGGACACCCAUACCCAUCAUUCACUGUCCUGAAUGUAAGGCUGUCCCAGUACCAUAUGAAGACCUGCCUGUAGAACUCCCUGAGUCAACCACAACUGGUCACAAUGCUCUAAAGAAGAACACAGACUGGCUCAAUGUCACCUGUCCCAAAUGUGGUGGCCCAGCUAAGAGAGAGACAGACACCAUGGACACCUUUGUUGACUCCUCCUGGUACUUCCUGCGUUACCUUAACAAAAGUAACCUUGACCUCCCCAUUUCCAAGGAGAGGGCUGAUGCCUAUAUGCCAGUUGACCUCUACAUUGGGGGAAAGGAACAUGCGUAUCUGCACCUGUACUAUGCGAGAUUUUUCAACCACUUCUUAUGUGAUAUUGGCCUGACGUCGCAUCGUGAGCCGUUUGUUAACCUGCUCACUCAGGGGAUGAUUCGGGGAGAGAGCUACAAGGUGGCACGAACAGGCGUCUACCUGCCACCAGACAAGGUUGAGAAAACAGGUAUUCAGUACACAGAGAAAGGCACAGGAGAGAAAGUGGUUGUCAAGUUUGAGAAAAUGUCCAAGUCCAAACAUAAUGGAGUUGACCCAGAGGAGCUGUUUACCCAGUAUGGUGCUGAUAUGACGAGGCUAUGCAUACUUUCAAACGUAGCGCCCAAGUCAGACAGGAACUGGAACAAUGAAGUGUACAUUGGAGUGCAAAAAUGGCUUCACAGAGUGUGGACCCUGGUGGGAGUUCUUGUUGAACCAGUUGCCAAGCAACCAGUGUCACAUGACCUUGUCAGCCAAUGGGAUAAGAAAAUCAAAGAAUUCAGGAACAAGUACCUCUUGGAGAUUCGUUACCACUUAGACUGGACAUUCCUGUUCAACACAGCUAUUUCAAGAAUGCAAGAGCUCACAACAGAUUUAAAGAAGGUUCCUGAUGAUGUGGCAGUAAUAAGUGAAGAGUACAAACGGGCGGUGCGUGACUUAGUGAUAAUGAUUACACCCGCAGCUCCAAUGAUCUCCAUGGAAUGUUGGGCAGCACUGCAGCACACAGGGAUUGCUGAGAAGGAUGUACUAGUGCUGGAGGAAAAAUGGCCAGAGGUGGAUGAGGAUGCUGUCUACUGGCUUAAUGUCCAGGUAAACAAGAGGCAUACCAUUGGUAAGCUGCCUCUCAGCCAUAAAGCAUUUAGGGCAUUGAGUGAACAAAAUGUGAUAUAUAUUUUAGGGCAUGAAGACUUCUUUCUGAACACAGUAAAAAACAAUGAGAUUGUACAUACACAGUUGGUGGUGAAGCCAAACUUAAGUGCUCAAGUGAAUUUAAGUAUUCCCAGCCUGGAGUUUGAGUUGGAAAACAAAACGAAGGGUAAGAAGAAGGGAGGGAAAAAAGGCAAACAGCAACAUCAGGACAGCGAAUCUGCAGAUGUCAAGCAAUACAGAUAAAGUGUUUGUCUUUGUCUUCAAUUUAGUGUUAUUCGUUUUUUUAGCUAACGUGUUUAGUGUCUGGUGUCUGUCAUCCAGCGUCAACUAUUACUUAUAGACAUCAUUCUCUUCCUAAACCGCCUUGACAAUUUUGAUGAAUUUUAAUUAGGGAUGGAAACCGGAUACCAAAUCGGUAUCCGGAUAUUCGUAUCAAGUAUUCGAAUACUAUCCGGAUACUCGUUUCAAAUUGGUUUCAUAAUAAGUAAAUUUCCUAUUAUAUGUCACCCACCUUCUGUUAUCUGACAUAAUUGUCCACUUAAUUUAUAAUUUGUCAUAUGGCACUUUCACGUUUUCAUUCAUUCUUUCUCAGUCUUAAUAAUUUAUAAUGUUAUAAUCAAAGCUAAACAACUCAUUUUACGUCAUAAAACUCAUGAUGAAGACCACAUAAACACCUCGCGAAUUUGAUAGUCACUUCGGCCGAGGUGGUUGCUUGGUUACUGCCACGUGCUUUCGAGUUUGUUAUUUAUCAGCAGGUUUCAUGUUAAAUGACGCUUUGAUUAUUUGAUAGUCGAUUGUAAUUUUAUUUCAUUACAUUGUUUGAUUUUAUGCAAUAACUACAAUUUCUGCGGUGUUUUGUAAUGAAGGAUAUACUUGCGGAAAAGAUAAGAAGACAAAAUGUUUUUGUAUUUAUUGUUCAGAUAGCAUUAAUUUCUUCAUGAAUAUUCAUCAAAAAUACGAUCGGUCAUUAACAGCUUUGAUUGCACGACCCUUAUCUUGAGACAACCAGCUGGGUUCAAGAUAACACCUAGAGGUCAAAGAUCAUAUGACUAUAAUAUGACUAUAAUUAUUGUCCGUCUAUAUCUCUUGAACUGCUUUAAGGAUUUAUAAAUAACUUGCCACAAAUGUUAAAGAUAUACAGACAAUGUGCAGAGCCCAUGUUACAAAUAUCUUGGUUCAAGGUCAAGAUCACACGAUGACCUCAAAGGUCAUCUGACUAUAUUUUGUGACUGCUACAUAUCUCUUGAACAGUUCAUAAUGUAGGAGAUAAUCUGUUUUGAUAAAAAAAAACACGUCUAGUUUCCUGUUGUUUAAACUCAGUUAAUUUGUAGCUUUACAAUGUACUGGUAAAAUGACCACUUCAUUAAAAUAAAAUAUAUAAUUAAUAUAAAAUAAUAAUAUAAAAUAAAAUUUCUAAUUCUAGUUACAAUAGUAAAACAAUAACAUUAUGAAAACAUUGUCGGCUUAUCUUGUGAUUGGACGAUCAAUCCGUUUAAUAUCAACUAGUGCCAAUUAGUAUCAAUUAAGCACAUCUGAGAUCAUAAAACAACACUUGUUAUUGUAAACAAGGUCAUAGAACUUCACAGGGUGCUGCACAAGGACACAAUAUCACGCCUUGUGCAAACACCCAAUUAGCAGACGAUUUGUGACACAUACCCGCUUCGCGACAGACACUGUUGAUCACCUGAAAUAUUUCAUCUGAAAAGUUUUAUAACAAUUGCUAUUUCUCUGCUAAGCUAUUUCAUUGAAAUUUUAAUUCUUAACAAAUAUUUGAAUACCCAUUUUGGUAUCCGAAUACAUACGUGAUAUCCGGAUAUCCGGAUACUCGGAUAUUCGCUUCCAUCCCUAAUUUUAAUGAAACUUCAGAGGGAUGUUGCUUCGGUGGUGCACUUUCAGAAUUGUUUUCAGAAAUGAGUUCCAUGCAGAACUCGGUUUGCCAUGGCAACCAAAAGAAAUUUUUUAAAAAAAAAACAUCUUGACGAAAACCAUGAGGCCUAGAGCUUAGAGAUUUGGUAUGUAACAUUGUCUAGUGCUUGUUAACCAAGUUUGUUAAAAAUUUGCCCCUGGGGUCAACACUGGCCCAGCCCCGGGGAUCACAAUCUUUUCCCCGUACUUAUAUAGUGAAAUGUUUGAAAAUAUUCUUGCCUGAAGCUAUAGACCCUUUAAAUGUGUAUCACCAUGUACUGUAGUGGUCCUCUAUCAAGUUCGUUCACAUCUUGGCCUGGGGGUUACAAGUUACCUAUAAACUUAUAUAAGAAACACAUUUUGUUAAAAUCUAAUAGUGAUGAAAAGUUAACUCUUGAAGCAAAGGCUUCCUAUAUUGUCUCCGUUGCUCUUGGAGUUUACUUUUGAAUUAAUGUUUAUUUUUAGAAACAAGAUAAUAGACUUUAUACUUCAUGAAUUCUUCAAAAUAGUCACUUCUAAGGUAAUUAAUGUUCUUUUUAUAGGCUUAUAGGUCUAAGUACUUAUUAUAUUUCUUUAUUUUGUAGAUGUACAUUUUUUUACUCAAUAAUGAAUUUAAUAAUCCCAUUUUUCUAUUGAAUAGACCAUUGUACUAAAUUUUACACUCCCCUAUAUUGUUCACAUAGUAAUAGUAAUAGAUCUUAUAUAAACAUGAAUUAUGUCUCCCCCUCUCUGGGGGAGACAUAUUGUUUUUGCCCUGUCCGUCAGUCCGGUAGUCCGUCACUCCGUCCGUACGUCACACUUCGUUUCCGAUCGAUAACUGGAAAACCGCAUGACCUAGGAUCACCAAACUUGGUAGGGAGGUUGGUCGUGAGGUGUAGAGGAUCCCUAUUGUUUUUGGGGUCACUAGGUCAAAGGUCAAGGUCGCGGCGACCCCCAAUAUAAAAAACAUUUCUGCUCAAAAUCUUGAGAACGGUUUGACCUAGGUUCACCAAACUUGGUAGGGAGGUUGGUCAUGAGGUGUAGAAGAUCCCUAUUGUUUUUGGGGUCACUAGGUCAAAGGUCAAGGUCGCGGCGACCCCAAUGUAAAAAACAUUUCCGCUCAAUAUCUUGAGAAUGGUUUGACCUAGGUUCACCAAACUUGGUAGGGAGGUUGAUCAUGAGGUUUAGAAAACUCCUAUAUUUUGGGGGGUCACAAGGUCAAAGGUCAACGUCGCUGUGACCUCUAAUGUAAAAAAAUAUUUCCGUGCAAUAUCAGGAGAAUGCUUUGAUCUAGGUUCACCAAACUUUGAAGUGAGGUUGGUCAUGAUGUCUAGAUGAUCCCAAUUGUUUUGGGGGUAACAAGGUCAAUAGUCAAGGUCGUGGUGACCUUCCAUGUAAAAAUCAUUUGCGUGUAAUAUCUUUAUGUCUCCCCCAUUCAUGGGGAGACAUAUUGUUUUUGCCCUGUCCGUCAGUCAGUCCAUCAGUCUGUCAGUCAGUACGUCACACUUCGUUUCCGCCCAAUAACUAUAGAACUCUUAGACCCAGGAACUUCAUACUUGGUAUGCUAGUUGGUCAUGACUAGUAGAUGACCCCUAUUGAAUUUGGGGUCACUAGGUCAAAGAUCAGGGUCAACGUGACCUUGAGGUGAAGAAACGGUUUCCACUCAAUAACUAAAGAUCCUUUGGGUCCAGGAACUUCAUACUUGGUAUGCUAGUUGUUCAUGACUAUUAGAUGACUCCUAUUGAUUUUGAGAUCAAAAGGUCAAAGGUCAAGGUUACCUUGAGGUAAAAAAUGUUAUGUUGGCAGUGACCUUAAGCUUAAAAAUGGUUUCUGCUCAAUAACUAAAGAAAGCUUGUACCCAGGAACUUCAUAGUUGUUCAUGACUAGUAGAUGACUCCUAUUGAUUUUGAGAUCAGUAGGUCAAUGGUCAAGGUCACCGUGACCUUGAGGUGAAGAAACUGUUUCCGCUCAAUAACUAGAGAACGCUUGCAACCAGGAAUUUCAUACUUGGUAUGCUAGUUGGUCAUGACUAGAAGAUGACCCAUAUUGAUUUUGAGAUCACUAGGUCAAAGGUCAAGGUUGCCAUGACCUUGAAGUGAAGAAAAAGUUUCCGCUCAAUAACUAAAGAUCCUUUGGUUUCAGGAACUUCAUACUUGGUAAGCUAGUUGUUCAUGACUAGAAGAUGACCCCUAUUGAUUUUCAGAUCAAAAGGUCAAAGGUCAAGGUUACCUUCAGGUAAAAAAUGAUACGUUGGCGGUGACCUUAAGCUUAAAAAUGGUUUCUGCUCAAUAACUUAAGAACGCUUGUACCCAGGAACUUCAUUCUUGGUACGCUAGUCGGUCAUGACUAGUAGAUGACCCCUAUUGAUUUUGAGAUCAGUAGGUCAAAGGUCAAGGUUGCCAUGACCUUGAGUUGAAGAAAUGGUUACCGCUCAGUAACUAAAGAACACUUGCACCCAAGAACUUAAUACUUGGUAUGCAAGUUGGUUAUGUAGAUGAUCCCUAUUGAUGUUGUGAUCAGUAGGUAAAAGGUCAUGGUCACGAUGACUGUGAGCUGAAAAAUGGUUUCCGAUCAAUAAUUGAAUAACGCUUGCGCCCAGGAACUUCAUACAAUGCAAACUUCGUUUACAUUUUCCAUGAUUAAUCAACAACACUUUCUUCUCUUCACUAUUUAAUAUAAUCGAAUAAACCAAACUUUACUGUUGGUUUGUCUCCAGUCCAAAGUUACAAAUUUCAUGUCCAUCAUUUAUUUUUUCUCAGCUACGACCACACAAUAGGGGAGACAAGCGCUUUUUCAAAAAAGCAAUCUCUAGUUUUAUACAUGUAUUAUCAAGGAAAACUAUGCUGUGUAUGUUGGAGGUAGAGUAAAUCUGAUGUCUUGGUUCUUAUUUAUUUUGAAUAGCUGGAAGGCUUUUAAAUUUAAAAAAAAGAAGAUGUUGAUUCAUUAUAAAUUGAAUUUAUUGUUCUUGUUUUUCAUACAAUUAUAGACAAUUAUUUUUAAUACUUCAAUCAAUUAAUAAAUAGUUGAGAUGGUGUUAUAAUUAAACUUUGAAAAUCUUCAAGUCUGACAGUGUGCAGGUCAAAAGUUGUACGAUUAUAUUUUGUGUCCGCUCCAAAUCUCUUGAACUGGUUUUGAAAUAACUCGCCACAAAUAUUCACCAUAUUGAGACGAUGUGCAAAGCGCAUGUUUCAACUAGUUCAGGUCAAGGUCACACUUAGAGAUCAAAGGUCAUAUAACUAUAUUUUGUGUCUGCUCCAUAUUUCUUGAACCGCUUGAAGGAUUUUAAAAUGACUUUGCACAAAUGUUCACCAUAUUGAGAUGAUGUGCAGAAGGCAUGUGACAACCAGCUGGGUUCAAGAUAACACCUAGAGGUCAAAGAUCAUAUGACUAUAAUAUGACUAUAUUUAUUGUCCGUCUAUAUCUCUUGAACUGCUUUAAGGAUUUAUAAAUAACUUGCCACAAAUGUUAAAGAUAUACAGACAAUGUGCAGAGCCCAUGUUACAAAUAUCUUGGUUCAAGGUCAAGGUCACACGAUGACCUCAAAGGUCAUCUGACUAUAUUUUGUGACUGCUACAUAUCUCUUGAACAGUUCAUAAUGUAGGAGAUAAUCUGUUUUGAUAAAAAAACACGUCUAGUUUCCUGUUGUUUAAACUCAGUAAUUUGUAGCUUUACAAUGUACUGGUAAAAUGACCACUUCAUUAAAAUAAAAUAUAUAAUUAAUAUAAAAUAAAAUUUCUAAUUCUAGUUACAAUAGUAAAACAAUAACAUUAUGAAAACAUUGUCGGCUUACAAAUAUAUCUAUUUUAAGUGAUGUCAAGUUGAACCUCUGCAAACAAUACCAAAUAAUUGUGAUGUAAAAUCAAUUCUUGUUCUGAGAAGCCAUUCCUCUGCAGAGAAUACCAAAGAAUAAGGAGAGCUAUUCUACUCACUCGAGCAUUGGCGGCUGUGAGCAUCACACCUUGGUCAAGGUUUUGCAUGUAGGCACCUAUAAGUCAUUAUCUCAGCAAAUUCAUCAUGUAUUGCAUUUUGACAUGUAUGUCUACCUAACUCUUCAACCUUCUUAAUUAAGAAAGAUUAAACUAUUUUGAAUGUAAUGCAAAUUAUGGAACUUUAUUAUUUGACUUAGAAAUUCUGGGUAUGUAAGCACACAGGUAAAUAUCUCAGCAACUACUUAAUGUAUUACAUUGAAACUUUAGACAUGUGUUUCCAACUAUCCAACCUAUUUAAUUAAUAAAGUUAGAUAACUCGAUAAUGCAUAUAAUGCUCUUUAUUAUUCAACAUAGAAAUUCUGAUUAAGGGUUUUCAUGUUAGCACACAUAGAUUAAUAUCUCAGCAACUGCUUAAUGUAUUGCAUUGAUAGAGAUUUUAUACAAUGGUAUUUAACCAUCCAACCUACUUAAAUAACCAACUCAUGAUAAUUAAUUAAUAUAAUGCAGAUAAUGGUCUUUUUAUUUUUUGAUUUAGAAUUUCUAGUUACGUUAUUGCAUGUAACAACAUUUAAGUCAAUAUCUCAGCAAAUACAUCAUGUAUCGCAUUUAAACAUUAUGAUGAAAAUUUGCCACUUUUUUGUUCAACUAAGAAAUUCUGGUUAAGGUUUUGCAUGUACGGUAAUCUAAUUUUACAGUUAUCCAUGCAUAUUUCACCAAAAAUUUGCAUGGCUUAAUCUUUAAAGUGACAUAAAAGUCGAGCGCGCUGUCUCUGUGACAGUUCUUGUUUUCUAUCCACUUUCCCUUUUUUGUGUCAACAAAUUGUAAAAGUGCUGAAAUAUCUGAAAAAUUUGGGGAAAUUUGACAACUGUGUGAUAAGCAUUGAAAAAAAACCCAUAAAGGGCUUACACCACAAGGAAGCACUGUUGAAGUGGCUAGUUUGAACAGGAGAACCGUAAAUGGCAGAAAUUCUGAAAAUGCGUGCGGUGCAUGGAAAGUGGAAACAGCCUAGUAGAAAAGAGGGGUUGUGGGUAGCAUCUUUAUGGUUAUUUUGAAUUUCUUAACGUCAUAAAAUCAUACGUAUACUAAUUAUUUUACAUGUCCAAUGUCUACUAUCCUAAGUACAGGCAGUAUAUGUCCAAACAAUGAGCAUUUUAAAUUAUGUAUAUUAUUGCUAGUGCAUAAGUUUUACAGAUCUCGGGCUUUAACACAGAUUUUAUUGAAAACCAAGUAAAGAAAAAUGACAACACUGGAAAACAUAAGAAAACCAGAGAAAAUAUAAUUGAAUAGUUAAACUCUUCAAACUUAAGUGACGCGUAGAGAUUAAAACACCCCAAUAAAUUACAAUUUACAUGGCACUGGAACAUAAAACCUAAUAUCCAUUGUAGACUCGACUACUUUUUAUGCCCCCAAAGGUGGGCAUAUUAAAAUCGCACCGUCCGUCCGGCUCUGUAACUUUCCCUUGUAUGGACAGAUUUUAAAAUAACUUGCCAAUGUGUUCCACAUACCAAGACGAUGUGUCGCGUGCAAGACUCGUGUCCCUACCUCAAAGGUCAAGGCCACAUUUAGUGUUUAUUCACAAUUGAGUGCUGCAUAUAAGGACAUAGAGUAUAGGUUGUCGUGUCCGGGCUGUAACUUUCUCUUGUAUGGACAGAUUUUAAAAUAACUUGCCACAUGUGUUACACAUACCAAGACGACGUGUCGCGUGCAAGACCCGUGUCCCUACCUUAAAGGUCAAGGUCACACUUAGUGUUUAUUCACAAUGGAGUGCUGCAUAUAAGGACAUAAAGUAUAGGUUGUCGUGUCCGGGCUGUAACUUUCUCUUGUAUGGACAGAUUUUAAAACAA
This is a messenger RNA of Mya arenaria, 10240 nucleotides long. RefSeq names its product probable leucine--tRNA ligase, mitochondrial. Gene Ontology annotation, biological process: leucyl-tRNA aminoacylation; mitochondrial translation. The transcript is spliced from 24 exons. The record is from RefSeq and is a predicted model, not a curated record. The coding region runs from base 109 to 2826 and encodes 905 amino acids. NCBI's taxonomy places the organism in Eukaryota, Metazoa, Mollusca, Bivalvia, Myida, Myidae. Gene Ontology annotation, molecular function: ATP binding; leucine-tRNA ligase activity; aminoacyl-tRNA deacylase activity. Gene Ontology annotation, cellular component: mitochondrion.